Messenger RNA from Mesoplodon densirostris (Blainville's beaked whale), 1240 nucleotides. RefSeq names its product peroxisomal trans-2-enoyl-CoA reductase (gene PECR). The record is from RefSeq and is a predicted model, not a curated record. Gene Ontology annotation, biological process: phytol metabolic process. The transcript is spliced from 8 exons. NCBI's taxonomy places the organism in Eukaryota, Metazoa, Chordata, Mammalia, Artiodactyla, Ziphiidae. Gene Ontology annotation, cellular component: peroxisome. Gene Ontology annotation, molecular function: trans-2-enoyl-CoA reductase (NADPH) activity.
AUGGAGAGGGGCGGUGCGACGCGAGGCAGCGCGAGUGGACUGGACGGGGCGGGGCGGGGCCCGGGCGGUCACGUGGGCGUGAGCCCUCUUUCUUAGGUCAAGGGCAAAAGCUGCCUGGCAGCAAGCUUGAUGCAGCACCAAGUGGCCAUCGUCACCGGCGGGGGUACGGGCAUCGGAAAGGCCAUCGCGACCGAGCUGCUGCAUCUAGGUGCAGGAGUCCUGAUUCCAUCAAAGAAUAUUGAACGAUUAAAAUCUGCUGCAGAUGAACUGAAGGCCAGUCUGCCUCCUACCAGCCAGGCUCAAGUCACUCCCAUAAAAUGCAACAUCUGUAAUAAUGAGGAGGCGAAUAAUUUGGUCAAAGCCACCUGAGACUUUUAUGGUCAGAUCAGUUUCUUGGUAAACAAUGGAGGAGGCCAGUUCUUCUCUCCUUCUGAACACAUCAGUUCAAAGGGGUGGAAUGCUGUGAUUGAAACCAACCUGACGGGCGCCUUCUACAUGUGCAAAGCAGGCCUCUCACUGUUGUGGUCUCUCCCGUUGCGGAGCACAGGCUCCAGAUGCGCAGGCUCAGCGGCCAUGGCUCACGGGCCCAGCCGCUCUGCGGCAUGUGGGAUCUUCCCGGACCGGGGCACGAACCCGUGUCCCCUGCAUCGGCAGGCGGACUCUCAACCACUGCGCCACCAGGGAAGCCCCAGUGCCAUACUUUUAAGAGUGAACUUCUCUUUGUUUCUCCAGUCUAGGGGCUGCUGGGCAGUGGAUGCUAUGACGUGCCACACAGAUCCUCCCUCAGGAGGAAGGGAGUUACUGGGCCGGCUACUAGAAGUGCUGCCAGCAGACGGCCCUCAUCUGUCAGCCCCCUGCUGGACAAACUCAGCUGAAGAGAGCUGCCCUAGCCAAGUACGCGGGCCUCUCACUGUUGCGGCCUCUCCCGUUGCGGAGCACAGGCUCCGUACGCGCAGGCUCAGCGGCCAUGGCUCACAGGCCCAGCCUCUCCGCGGCAUGUGGGAUCUUCCCGGACCGGGGCACGAACCCGUGUCCCCUGCAUCGGCAGGCGGACUCUCAACCACUGCGCCACCAGGGAAGCCCCAGAGGGAAUCUUUACACAGUCCAGAUGGCCUAUCAACACCUUUCACCAAACUAAGUUCUUUCCCUGGGAAAUUGCACGCCCACCUUUGAAUUUAUGUCAUCCAGCUGUUUCCAAGAUAGAUUUAUUUAAGUCGAUAAAAAGCAAAAUAAAAUAAUA